AUGGCACUCCACAGGCUCAACUACCUGAAGGGUCGAUUGAAGAGGAACGCGCUGUUGAAGGAAGCCUACUGUAACGCCCUGAAGCGCAAUCUAGAGUUGGGAUUCAUCGAACGCGCAAUAGGAGAAAUCGAGAAGGAGCAACCAUUGUGGUACCUUCCGCACCACCCUGUCAUAAACCCCAAGAAACCUCAGAAGAUCCGGGUUGUCUUCGAUUGUGCUGCCAAGUGUGCUGGGAUUGCCUUAAAUGACCGUCUAUUACAAGGCCCAGACCUGACUACUCCGCUGAUUGAGGUGCUGUGCAGAUUCCGUCUGGGGUCAGNAAAGUCUCAGAAGGGCAAAGGGACGCUCUACGGUUGUGGUGGUGGCUGGAUGGAGACCUAG
This is a messenger RNA of Echinostoma caproni, 381 nucleotides long. NCBI's taxonomy places the organism in Eukaryota, Metazoa, Platyhelminthes, Trematoda, Plagiorchiida, Echinostomatidae. The record is from the annotation of a GenBank genome assembly.